UUUUUUGCUGAACAACGCUAAUAAUUGGAGUAUCUGACAAAUUCUAGUUUCUACAGUAGUUAUUAGUGUCUAUUCAUUGUAGGCUUUAAAUGUUUCUAAGGAUAGAGGUUGUGCUUUUUUCAUUCUGCACUCCGGCCCAACAGCAGGCGCUGUGGAAAAGCUGUGUUCCCAAAACUGUCCAUCAUCUGACGAACACUUAGCCGGCCUAUUUCUAGCUUUUGACAACAACGACUCUGUCGACAAUGUUCAUAUCUUGAGUACUGACUCCAAAACUGCCUCAACCUCCUUUUAGUCAGUUGCCUUUUUAUUAUUUGAGGCUGUAUAUCAUGGAGACGUCAGCACCCAAAAGCAAGCUGAAAAAGCUGAGUGAAGACAGUCUGACCAAACAGCCAGAGGAAGUGUUUGACGUGCUAGAGAAACUGGGUGAAGGUUCAUAUGGCAGUGUGUUCAAAGCCAUUCAUAAGGAGUCCGGCCAGGUGGUGGCCAUCAAGCAGGUUCCUGUGGAGUCUGAUCUGCAGGAGAUCAUCAAGGAGAUUUCCAUCAUGCAGCAGUGUGACAGCCCUUAUGUAGUGAAGUACUAUGGCAGCUACUUCAAGAACACAGACCUGUGGAUUGUCAUGGAGUACUGUGGAGCCGGCUCCGUCUCUGACAUCAUCAGACUGCGUAACAAGACGUUGACUGAGGAUGAGAUUGCCACCAUCUUGAAGUCCACACUAAAGGGUCUUGAAUACCUCCACUUCAUGAGGAAGAUCCAUCGGGACAUCAAAGCAGGAAACAUCCUCCUCAACACUGAGGGACAUGCCAAACUGGCAGACUUCGGUGUAGCUGGACAACUAACGGACACUAUGGCAAAGAGAAACACUGUGAUUGGUACACCUUUCUGGAUGGCCCCAGAGGUGAUCCAGGAGAUCGGCUACAAUUGUGUGGCUGACAUCUGGUCCCUGGGGAUCACAUCUAUAGAAAUGGCAGAGGGAAAGCCUCCCUACGCUGACAUCCAUCCCAUGAGAGCUAUCUUCAUGAUCCCCACCAACCCACCUCCAACAUUCAGAAAGCCUGAGCUUUGGUCAGAUGAAUUCACAGACUUUGUCAAGAAGUGUCUGGUCAAAAACCCAGAGCAGAGAGCGACUGCCACACAGCUCCUACAGCACCCAUUCAUCAGCCAGGCCAAGGCAGUCACAAUCCUGAGAGACCUGAUAACUGAGGCCAUGGAGAUGAAAGCCAAGAGGCAGCAGGAGCAGCAGCGAGAGCUGGAGGAGGAGGAGGACAACUCUGAAGAGGAGACGGAGGUGGACUCUCACACUAUGGUAAAGUCGGGUUCUGAGGGUGCAGGGACCAUGCGGGCCACAAGCACCAUGAGUGAUGGUGCACAGACUAUGAUUGAACAUGGCAGCACUAUGUUGGAGUCAGACCUGGGCACUAUGGUCAUCAACAGUGACGAUGAAGAGGAGGAAGAAGACCAGGGAUCAAUGAGAAGGCAUGCCACCCCCCAGCAGCCAAUACGCCCAUCCUUCAUGGAUUACUUUGACAAGCAGGACUCCAACAAAGCAGCUCAGCAGCAGGAGAACUACAACCACAACCAGCCGCAGGAGCAGUCUGGUUACCACAUACAGUCAAAGAACAUCUUCCCUGACAACUGGAAGGUCCCUCAGGAUGGAGACUUUGACUUUUUGAAGAACCUGGACUUUGAAGAGCUGCAGAUGCGCCUGAGUGCCUUGGAUCCCAUGAUGGAGCGUGAGAUAGAGGAGCUCCGGCAGCGCUACACGGCCAAGCGGCAGCCCAUCCUGGAUGCAAUGGAUGCUAAGAAGAGAAGACAACAGAACUUCUGAGUUAUCCUCCUUAUCACCUCAGCUUCUAGCCUGGGUUUUCCAAAGCCACCACUACCACAAAACCUAUGUUUUGUUAAGUGACUUUAUUGCUGUUGUUGGAAGCCAACUGCAGCUCAGACUGGCUGCUAACCAUCCUCUGAAUGAUGUUAGAUGAGUCUUUCCCUGGGUGACAUUGGUUUUGGCUCCUGGAAUCCACAUGUAUCAGCCUUUUUUUCUACACUAUGUCUAGAUACUGUUCCUUGAUAUUGAAUCAUUUGUUUCUACAGUUCAGCAUUGCUUUGACAUAAAUCAUGCUCAGGACUGUGGCCACAGAGAGAGCCUUGGUGAUCGUACAUCCGAAAUGAUCUUCUCCUUUUGCAAACGAAACUACCUUUGAUGUCAAUCAGAGAGCCCUCUGGAAACAGCCAGGUCAGCAUUUUACCUAGCUUAGUAGCAGGGGUUAGAAGCAGUGUGGUCAGUGACACGUGGAUUUUUUUUUUUCCCUCAGACUUUUUGCUUUCAUUGUAAAUAAAACUUGGAGCCUAGUUUGGAAAUGUCUGCAACAAAACCUGCAGAGGUUUGUCUAUGACCAAAGACAAUCAAGACGAUGUUUAUUAAGUUGAGAAUGCCUUAAAAUAUUCAAAGCCUGGUUUUUAAAGUAAACCAAGUAAUAAAAAACAGCAAGGGCUGGUUCAGUUCAUUUCCUCAUGUAGAGAUGAGUUGGAAUGUGAAAAACAAAUGUUUGUUAGGAUAGACUGAAAUGACAGAAGUCAUUUGAAUGGUAAAGUGUGGAUCAAAUGUGUCUUCAA
Molecule: messenger RNA, 2614 nt
Organism: Monopterus albus (swamp eel)
Lineage: Eukaryota; Metazoa; Chordata; Actinopteri; Synbranchiformes; Synbranchidae
Gene: stk3
Product: serine/threonine kinase 3 (STE20 homolog, yeast)
Exons: 11
Coding region: 327-1826 (499 amino acids)
Biological process (GO): protein tetramerization; protein phosphorylation; signal transduction
Cellular component (GO): cytoplasm
Molecular function (GO): ATP binding; protein serine/threonine kinase activity
Source: RefSeq, a predicted model, not a curated record